AUGCUAACACGCAAUUGCAACAGCAUUACCCGGCUGCAGAUGGAGGACCGCAACAAAUCAGUCCAGAGAGAAUUGACGUCCACGUACAGGAAUAGGCUACCCGGCGGCAUCCAGAACGUGUUUUGCGUCGAUAAUAAGCAGUACUGGGAACUAUGGACGAAGGAAGGGUUUGUACAACACCUCCCUGUGACGGGAAUUCCCCGGCUCCGCACGCAUUGCCUUGGUAAGGUGGCCGAGAGUCGGCUCAAGCUCGCUGCGAAGCACGUCAGGGACAGCAUCCCGGCGCUUCUGGCCGAGGUGGAGUUGUGGGUGGAGUCUGGCGCACGAGGCUCAGAAGCGGAGCAGAAAAAGAUCAUCGUCGAGGCCCUGGACCGGGCCGAGGCUGAUUUGGAAAAGACACUUGUACACCGGAAUGUGGCCACCGCUGCCAUAUCGACAUCGUCGAUGCGAAACACGUUCGAUGACAAAAUCUAUAAAAGCGUGGAGUUCCCAAACUAUGGCACGCACACGACAGAGGCAGUUGGCUACCACAGCUGGAACGAAGAAGCCAUUAAGUGCAUGGUUGACGACUUGAAGCAACCAUGGAGCGACGUACUCAAGACUCUCCGUGACGUACUCAAGACUCUCUGUGACGAGCAUUCUCAAAGUCUACGAUGGAUUGAAAGAAACAUUGACAGGAGGGUGAAUCAGCUGGAAAUGAAACCGUCGACUCCUUCGGCCCUUUUGAAGACAAUCCAAACCCGCAAUGAUGUCUUCAUGUCAGACGUUGAAAAAUGUGUGACGGCCAUGGAAUCGGCCCUCCGCACAUUGGGGAUAAAAGCCUUUUCAGGACUUCGCACCGGCUUGUUUGGAAUGGCUAUGGAACACACCUACUCUUCUGCCAUGCUCAUGAGGGGGAGGGGAUGUACGCAGAGAAAAAUUAGUGCCAUCAACGCCACGCUCGGCGACCCAAAUACCUUCGCAGGGGUCAUAAAGGCGUUCCGAGACGAGUUUCUCAAAGUUGCACAGCGCUUGGAACAAGACGUGCAAGGCGCCAUCGACAACUACCUUAGUGCCGUCAGAACGGCCUUUGACAUAGUCCGCACGGAGAACGCCGCCAAGGAGAGCGAAUCCGACCGUCCUUUUACAGACCGCGUGUCGGCGAGCGUGACAGCAGCCAAGCGGGACCUCGAAAGAUUGCAAAGCGUAUUCGGUCAAAGGUAG
Messenger RNA from Sporothrix schenckii 1099-18, 1203 nucleotides. RefSeq lists its product as uncharacterized. The transcript is spliced from 6 exons. Lineage: Eukaryota; Fungi; Ascomycota; Sordariomycetes; Ophiostomatales; Ophiostomataceae. The coding region runs from base 1 to 1203 and encodes 400 amino acids. The record is from RefSeq and is a predicted model, not a curated record.